This is a messenger RNA of Culicoides brevitarsis, 2464 nucleotides long. RefSeq names its product zinc finger protein 652-like. NCBI's taxonomy places the organism in Eukaryota, Metazoa, Arthropoda, Insecta, Diptera, Ceratopogonidae. The record is from RefSeq and is a predicted model, not a curated record. Gene Ontology annotation, molecular function: RNA polymerase II cis-regulatory region sequence-specific DNA binding; DNA-binding transcription factor activity. Gene Ontology annotation, biological process: regulation of transcription by RNA polymerase II. The coding region runs from base 1 to 2430 and encodes 809 amino acids. The transcript is spliced from 4 exons.
AUGGAAUCUCAACACGGAACGAAGCAAAAAUACCUCCUGACGGAAUGUUGCAUCGCCUGCCUCACAGAAAAGGGUCACUUGCACGGCGAAAGCGUCACAAUCAAUUGCUACACAGAAUUCAUCGACAAUCGGUUAACGGAAAAGUCGCAGGGGUUUCCUGUGUUGUUCUGCCGUUAUUGUGCCGAAGUUUUGGAACAAUUUCGCGAUUUCAAGUUAAUUUGUCAAAAUGCCAUGACGACGUUGCAAAAACGCGUUCAAGAAAUGCGAAAUCAGGGCCCGAUGAGUGUUGAACCGGCACGUCAGCCUCGAAAAAAGAGAAAAUUGAGCGAAUACGAAGACACGGAAUACUUGGAGGAACAUUUGCCGCCAGAUCCGGAGCCGGUUUACGUGAAGGAAGAAAUCGCGGAGGAGCUGGAAGACAGAUUUGAAGACGAAGGCGUCGAAUUUAAGCAAGAAACGACCGAAAAUGACGAAGAAGAUGAAGAUUAUGAGCCCGAACGAAAAACGCGAAGUAAAACAAAAGCAGCAAAAAAGACGGCAAAGCCCAAAAAAGUCACGGGAAUCAAAAAACUCAUGGAUAAGGCGAUGGAUCGCAUUUACACGAGCAAGCGGAAGGAAGAAGAGGAAAGUGCGGAAGAGCACAAAGACGAAGACGGCGGUUGGUGGGAUCAAUAUUACGAAAAUGGCGACAAUCAAGUGAAAAAAGAGCCUCAAAAUGGCGAUGCAACGUCAAAAGAAACGCGAAAAACGCGUAAAAAACGAACAAAACCCGCAGCUGACGACGACGAUGACGAAGAAGAAAUCGCUCAAGAGACAAAUGUCCCAAUUUGGUGCAAUUUUUGCAACGAAACGUAUCCCAGUAUUCACAGCGAGCCCAAUAACUACACGUCGCACAUCAAUGCCGUUCAUGCGGUACUUGACGACGACGGAAAAAUCGAAUGUACAAUUUGCAAAGCGAAAUCUCGAACGCGUGACACAUUCAGGAGACACUUUCAGAAUCAUCGCGUCUUUGAAAAACCCAAAAAAUGUCCUCGUCCUGGUUGCCCGGAGACAUUUACGUCAGCUCAUGCCUACAAAUUGCACAAAAGACGUCACAAUAUCAAAGCUGCUCAAUGCCCGCAUUGCGAUUUCACGUGCAAAUCGAAGGAUUUCAUCCGAAGUCACAUUUUGGUGAAGCACAUGAACGGCGUUUGGUGCAAAUAUUGCAGACAUGGCAUCGCGUGGGACAAAUGGGAGGAACACGAGAAGAUGGAAAUUGAAAAGAAACAAAAAACUCCGAAAAUUCCGUUCAUGUGUGAGAUUUGCGGGUUGGAAUUGUCGUCGAGGGCGAGCAAAAAUGUUCAUAUGAGAUCAAAACAUUCCGCCAACGAAUGCACUUGCGAACUCUGUGGCUCCACGUUCCAAUCGAUGAUGCACUUGCGACGCCAUGUCCUGUACAAUCACGAAGAAAAGAAAUACGAAUGUGACAUUUGCGGCAGAAAAAUUCGCCAAAAAAGCCAUUUACGGAAGCACAUGGAGUACAAUCACACUGCUGAUCGUUACACAACUUGUGAUGUUUGUGGCAAGACAGUUUACAAACGAGGACUUGCGUAUCACAUAAAAACCAUCCAUGCCGAACACAAACAGUACGAAUGUCAAUUUUGCAAGCGUCGUUUUGGCGUCGAAGAUUCCAUGAAGCAACAUGUCGUGAAGAAACACGGAAAUGAAAAACCCCUCCCGUGUCCCUUGUGUCCCCGAGGGUAUUUUACGAUGCAAGAAUAUCGCAAACACUUGCAAAAUGCACACGAUCAAGUGCCCGGACAAGGCGAGUUUUUGAGCGAUUCGAGAAUUAUCAAAAACGAAGAUGGGCACUUUGAUCUGGGGAACAUUACGGACAUGAGUUGCAUGUUUGGCGACUUUUCGUGCAAGAUUUGCGCGAAAAAGUACAAUAUUUUGUACAGUUUGCGCGAUCAUUUGCAUCAGCAUCCCGAAUGUAUGCCUUUUAGGUGCAACGAGUGUGAUAAGGUUUACUUCCUCGAACGGCAGCUGGCGAAACAUUACGAGAAAAGUCACAAACGAAAGUACGAAUUCACCGUGGAAGGCUUGAAUAACUCGAAAAACAUCAAGGCAACAUCGAUUGCGGAAAAAGUUCUCGAAUGGACAAUCGUUAAUGGCGACAUUGAGACGUGUACGCGAAAAGAACGAGUUCCGCGGAAAAAUUAUCCAGCACGAGGCUCAAAACCGAAAGAUCCUUCGCAUGUGCCAAAACCGAAUCCAACGAGGAUGAAAAAUAUCAAAAUGGAAACGAUUCAAGCGACGACAUCGACAUUCGAACAAGCUCUGGAGCCGGUUGUGCUGCACGAGGAAAUAAGUCACGAAGAGAUUAUUGUUGAUCCGAGAUAUUUGCAACAAGCAACAAUCGUUUAUCAGCAAAAUCUGGGACAUUAUUAGCUUGAAAAAAGUUAUUUUAGGAGUAAAUAAAUAA